Ruditapes philippinarum (Manila clam) is the source of this 610-nucleotide messenger RNA. RefSeq lists its product as uncharacterized. The record is from RefSeq and is a predicted model, not a curated record. Bases 113 to 610 code for a protein of 165 amino acids. The transcript is spliced from 3 exons. NCBI's taxonomy places the organism in Eukaryota, Metazoa, Mollusca, Bivalvia, Venerida, Veneridae.
UAAUAAAUGCAUUUGUAAUAACAAAGCAUUUAGUUAUGAUUAUGAACUAUUUUUGUUUUAGGUUCGAACACCAAUUGGUACAUUGAUUGAAAUAUUUUUGUUUGGUCACGUUAUGAACAUUGACGUGUACAUGUCCCCGAAAGAUUUUGAAAAUGUGGCCGGACUUUGUGGAAAUUUUGACGGGGAUAGAUCUAAUGAUCUAGAACAUAGGAAUGGAACUAUUUCUUAUGAUGACAACAAAAGUUACAGGUUUGCUGAUAGUUGGAGAUUAACGGACGAAGAAAAUCUAUUUAAGAACCCAAACCGUAAACUUGAUCAUUGGAAUGGGAAUAAUGUUGGCAAGACAUGUUCAAGACCAAAUUCAAUAACAAAAAAGAAAUGCAAGCUAAGGAAUAGGCAAAGGCAAAUACGUUCCAUUUCUGUACCCCCUGAGACGAAGAUGUAUAAACAAUAUAGUAAUCUAUUGUCGCGAAAAAGGAGAAACACAAUCAGUUUAACUGAGGACGAGGCAUUUCAAUUGUGUAACCAUUCAAUAUAUACAACACCAGCAGUCCAAGAAAUUUCCAGAUUCAUCUUCGCUUGGGGAAGAAUCCGAGAUAUUGUUCGCUAG